GUUGUCAUCCCAUCAUGUUUUUUAUCAUCCGAAUUUGACAUUGAUUCCCCAAACCUCUCGAAUUUAAGUGGUCCAUCAAAAUAUAUAAAAAGCCACAUUCAACUACUUUGAGGUACAAACGUUUUAGACAGCAGUAAGAAACAUCACAUAAAGGAUGAAAGUUAUAUUACUUCUCGCCAUGGUGGCGUUUGCAGCAGCAACGCCUGCCAUUAAGGAACAAUGGAGCUCUUUUAAGAGACAACAUGGCAAAUCAUACCACACCAUUCAAGAAGAACGUCUUAGGAUGCAUAUUUUCACACACCAUAUGAAUAUGAUCGAAGAACAUAACGCUAAAUUCGAAGCUGGUCUGGUAACUUACUCUAUGAGGAUGAACCAUUUAGGAGAUAUGCUUCCAGAAGAAGUGACUCAACUAGGAUUCAACAGAACAGGAGAGAUGAAGCAAGCACCUACCUUCACAUUUCUCCCUCCAGCAAAUGUCGAACUUCCAGAAUCCAUUGACUGGAGGCAGUCUGGUGCAGUCACUCCAGUGAAAAACCAAGGUAGCUGUGGAUCUUGUUGGGCUUUCAGCAGUACUGGAGCAAUAGAAGGCCAGCUUUUCAGGAAGUCUGGAAAACUCGUAUCUCUCAGUGAACAGCAGCUUGUGGAUUGUUCAAAAAGUUACAAAAAUAAUGGAUGUGGAGGCGGAUUAAUGGACCGCUCAUUCAAUUACCUAAAGGAUGCUGAAGGAUUGGAAAGCGAAAGUUCAUAUCCUUAUGAAGGAGUUGAUAGCAGAUGUAGGUACAACAAGGAUAAGGUAGUGCCAGGAACCAAAGUCAAAGCUUACACUGACAUCCAGUCAUUGGAUGACGAUGCUCUGAAGGCAGCCGUAGCUACAGUUGGACCAGUCUCCAUUGCUGUCAGUGCUGGAAACAUGGGUUUCAUGUUUUAUGAAGGAGGUGUUUUUGAUGGCGAAUCAUGCUCUGGCGGUUUAGACCACGGAAUCCUCCUGGUAGGCUACGGAUCUGAAAACGGCGAAGAUUACUGGCUCGUCAAGAACUCCUGGGGCCCAAGGUGGGGAGAGAAUGGUUUCAUGAAGUUGACUAGGGCCAAGAAAAAUAGACAAAAUCGUAAAUCAUACAAAACCAUUGAAGAAGAACGUCUUAGGAUGAACAUUUUUACGCAUCGUAUGAAUAUGAUCGAAGAACAUAAUGCCAAAUUCGAAGCUGGUCUGGUUACUUACUCUAUGAGGAUGAAUUAUUUAGGAGAUAUGCUGCCAGAAGAAGUGACCCAGUUGGGAUUCAACAGGACAGGUGAGAUGAGGCAAGUUCCCAGCUUCACUUUCCUCCCUCCAGCAAACGUGGAAAUCCCAGAAUCCAUUGACUGGAGGCAGUCUGGUGCAGUCACUCCAGUGAAAAACCAAGGUACCUGCGGAUCUUGUUGGGCUUUCAGCAGUACUGGAGCCCUAGAAGGCCAGCUUUUCAGGAAGACUGGAAAACUUGUUUCUCUCAGUGAACAGCAGCUUAUGGAUUGUUCAAGGAGUUACAAAAAUAAUGGAUGUGGAGGAGGAUUAAUGGACUAUUCCUUCAGAUAUCUGGAAGAUGUAGAGGGAUUGGAAAGCGAAGAUUCAUAUCCUUAUGAAGGAAAAGAUAACAGAUGUAGGUACAACAAGGAUAAGGUAGUGCCAGGAACCAAAGUCAAAGCAUACACUGACAUCCAGUCCUUGGAUGACGAAGCUCUCAAGGCAGCCGUAGCUACAGUUGGACCCAUUUCAGUCUCAGUCAAUGGAGGAAACGUGGAUUUUCUGUUCUAUGAUGAAGGUAUUUUUGAUGCUGAAGGCUGCUUAGACCAUGUGGAUCAUGGAAUCCUUCUAGUAGGAUAUGGAUCAGAAAAUGGUGAAGACUACUGGCUCGUCAAGAAUUCCUGGGGCUCAGAUUGGGGAGAAGAGGGGUAUAUGAAGUUGACAAGAGCCAAGAAGAACGCCUGUGGUAUCUCUACUGCUGCUAGCUAUCCCAUUCUUUUAUGAGGAGCAGAAAUCAAUAAUUAGAUCAUUUGAAUAAAUUCCUUUCUGCAGUAAUUUAUUUAUUUUUAUUUUUCCUAACCUGAAUUUUUAAUAAACUGAAUAAAAAAUAGUUUUUAUUUAAUUAGUA
This is a messenger RNA of Nezara viridula (southern green stink bug), 2126 nucleotides long. Lineage: Eukaryota; Metazoa; Arthropoda; Insecta; Hemiptera; Pentatomidae. The record is from the annotation of a GenBank genome assembly.